AUGGGGCUGCAGGAUGAAGACAUUGCCUUCCACUCCAACAUACCUGUGCCACUGGAUAUAACCUUGGCUGUGGUCUACUCUGUUUUUGGAGUGUGUUCACUACUUGGCAACAGCAUGCUGCUGUACGUCUCCUACAAGAAAAAGCACCUUCUGAAACCGGCCGAGUACUUCAUCAUCAACCUAGCCGUUAGUGACUUGGGCCUGACUCUUUCCCUCUACCCCAUGGCAAUAACUUCAAGCUUCUACCACAGGUGGCUGUAUGGGAAAACGGUGUGCUCCAUAUACGCUUUUUGUGGCAUGUUGUUUGGCAUCUGCAGUCUGACCACUCUAACCCUGCUCAGCAUCGUAUGCUUUGUAAAAGUAUGUUGUCCGCUCUAUGGGAACAGGUUCAACUCUGUUCAUGGCCGCCUGCUCAUUGCCUGUGCUUGGGUCUAUGCCUUGUUGUUUGCCUGCUCUCCGCUCGCCAACUGGGGGAAAUAUGGACCUGAGCCGUAUGGCACAGCAUGUUGCAUUGACUGGCGCGUGUCCAAUCAGCACUCUACAGCACGCUCCUACACUGUGGCACUAUUCAUCUUCUGCUACAUCCUCCCAUGCUGUGUUAUUGUAUCUUCCUACAUGGGCAUUCUGGUCACAGUGAAUGUAUCGCGCAAGAAUAUGGAGCAGCAUGCGUUGAGGAAGACACACAUGAGCAGUAUCCAAACAAUCCUUAUUAAGCUAAGUGUUGCUGUCUGCAUUGGUUUCUUUGCGGCAUGGAGUCCAUAUGCUGUGGUGUCCAUGUGGGCUGCCUUUGGACACUAUGAGAACAUCCCUCCUCUGGCAUUUGCCUUUCCGGCCAUGUUUGCCAAGUCCUCCACCAUCUACAACCCAAUCAUCUACCUAAUGCUGAGGCCGAAAGUCCGCAGUUUGAUGCGCAGGGACCUGGGUACCCUAUGCCACGCCUGUCUGAAUGGCUGCCUCUGCUCCCAGGGGCCUGCUAAGUGCUGCGCAAUCCACAGACAGACCAACCAAUUCCCUCCAUCCAACUCCUCUGCUCAACCCCCUACGGUAGCAAUAAAGUGCAAGGAUGCUUUCGAAUGCUUCAGACACUACCCUCAAAUGUGUAGCGUCACUAACCCUGCUGCCAAUAGAGACCCAUGUAAGGAUCCAGACAAUUCCAGUUCCCCAAACACAUAA
This is a messenger RNA of Cottoperca gobio, 1173 nucleotides long. It is a transcript of the gene opn7a, whose product is annotated as opsin 7, group member a. Gene Ontology annotation, cellular component: membrane. Bases 1 to 1173 code for a protein of 390 amino acids. Gene Ontology annotation, biological process: visual perception; G protein-coupled receptor signaling pathway. NCBI's taxonomy places the organism in Eukaryota, Metazoa, Chordata, Actinopteri, Perciformes, Bovichtidae. Gene Ontology annotation, molecular function: G protein-coupled receptor activity. The transcript has 5 exons. The record is from RefSeq and is a predicted model, not a curated record.